CAAAAGUACAACUUGGGAAGUUCAAGUCUGUCCGUCACAUCAUCAUCCACGAAACAACCCCAUUGACACUUUUUCAAUUCCACGCUUCCGCCCAUUUCAAUUUGCGAAAUCGACCCGUUAAGUCGCGGUCGAUAUAAUUUUCAUUCGGAAGUCUCCAAUUAUCGUCGAUAAUUAGCCAAAAUGGUCAAGCUACAGGAAGUCGAGGACGAGCACUUUGCGCAGGAGCAGACUGGUCCUAAGCUUGAGGAGAAUGAGGAGGACUACUACACCGAUACUGACUCUGAAGUCUCCUCCGAUGACGAACCCGAAAUCAGCCUCGAGGAGUCUCUCUCCGAGCGUAUUACCGCCCUCAAGGACAUGAUCCCUCCCAAGCACCGUGCUAUCGUGACCAACGCCGUCUCGACGACGUCGUGGUGGGUCAAGCGUGGCCUCUCCUUGUCCGGCAAGACCUUGUGGGUUGUCAGCACAAGCGCCUUGUUGCUUGGUGUCCCGUGGGCUCUUGCCUUUGCCGAGGAGCAGCAGAUGGUUGAGAUGGAGAAGGAAGUCCGCAUGCAGCAGAGCGCCAACGAGGUCCUUACCCCCGGCGCCACCAACCAGCUGAACCAGCAACUUGGCCAGCAGCCUGCACAUGCUGCCUUGUAAACAGUUCAAUAAUAAGUGUACCAUAAGUUGCGAUUGCGACGUCAUGUCCUGGCAGAUGUAAAUGAAAGUCGGGACAGAGGGAGAGGGAGUAGCAGUGUAUGUGGGCGGUGGAAAAAUGGAAACUUUUUUUGAUCUAGGGUCACCUUAUUGAUUGCAUGGUCAGAAAUGCGAAACUUGAGCGUUUUUCCCCCUGAGAGUCUCCUUGACUGGCAUUUAUUUUGUCGAGAUGGCUCUACCACUUGAGGCAACUGGUGUCUCAAUAUCGCCCUUGUUGUUGCGGGAUGCCUUUUUUAUAUUUUCUACAAUCUCCGCUGCUGUAAUUUUACAUCUUUGUCUUAGUGACAAUUCCAAUUCUUCUUUUUCGUUCUCCCAAUUGCACAUGUCACUUGUGUUUUCGAAUG
Messenger RNA from Xylona heveae TC161, 1043 nucleotides. RefSeq names its product mitochondrial import translocase, subunit Tom22. The transcript is spliced from 3 exons. Gene Ontology annotation, cellular component: mitochondrial outer membrane. NCBI's taxonomy places the organism in Eukaryota, Fungi, Ascomycota, Xylonomycetes, Xylonales, Xylonaceae. Gene Ontology annotation, biological process: intracellular protein transport. The record is from RefSeq and is a predicted model, not a curated record. Bases 181 to 642 code for a protein of 153 amino acids.